CUCCUCCCCGUCCCCGCUGGCCGCUCAGAGGCAGCCCGGCGAGCCGCGGAACCAGCCGAGCCCAUGGCCCAGGAAGACGAGGCGGCGGCGGCGGAGGGCGGCGGCGGCGGGGGGCUGCUGCUGGAGAUCCUGAGCUCGCCGCUCAACCUGAGCCUGCUGGGCCUCUGCCUCUUCCUGCUCUACCAGAUCCUGCGGGGCGAGCGGGCCCCGCGCCAGCCCGACGACGCCGAGCCGCCGCCGCCGCCCAAGCUCAGGCGCCGCGACUUCACCCUGGCGCAGCUGCGGCCCUACGACGGGGUGCAGGACCCGCGCAUCCUCAUGGCCAUCAGCGGCAAGGUCUUCGACGUGAGCCGCGCCAGGAAGUUCUACGGGCCCGAGGGCCCAUAUGGAAUUUUUGCUGGAAGGGAUGCAUCCAGAGGUCUUGCCACAUUCUGUCUGGAUAAGGAGGCUCUGAAGGAUGAAUAUGAUGACCUGUCUGAUCUCAAUGCUACGCAGCAAGAGACCCUGAGAGACUGGGAAUCACAGUUCAUGUUUAAGUAUCACUACGUUGGCAAACUGCUGAAGGAAGGAGAGGAACCCACCGUAUACUCAGAUGAAGAAGAAAAAGAAGACGCUAAAGAUCAAAAGAGAGACUAGAGAAUGCACAGGUUCUUCCUUACUGAGUAACCAAGUCGCAUACCAGAAGGGGGAAUUGAGAAUGCCUUUGCCCAGUGAGGAGGGUCAACAUGCUGUUAGGAUACUGAAGAAAUAUUUCAGCUUGUUAGUGGAAAUUUCGAGGAGUUAAUGGCCCACUGAUCCCUCAUGGAAUGCAUUCCUUGCCGAAACACUUUUGCUUGCAUGUUGGGCGUGCUCUGUAGUUCUCCAUCGUUCCCGCUCUGUCAGAUGCUGCUGUUGGAUCCAAUUAAGCAAGUCAGUGUAGGUCCUUGCUUUUUAGCUUGUUUCCCUUCUUAGUCCAACAGACCCUGAGUUCACUGGCCUUUAGGACAUGUUUCAAGUUAUCUAUUCACUUAGGCCUCUGCCUCAUGAGAGGCACUUUCCCCCUCAGAGCGCUUUUUUGUUUUUGAGUUGACUGUUGUUCAAUGGUUCUUUUUUACCUUGUCUGGUUUAAAGUUUGUGAUUUUUGCAAUAGGCUGACCAUGCAGAACUCUUGCCCACUUGCCUGCAGUAUGUAUGUAAUAUAUUUUAAGCAAAAGUAAUGUUUUAACUCUUUAGUACCAUGGUAAAGGGUGGGCAAGUGGGUUUUAUACUUAGGCAGUAAACUUUCAAGACAACAUUGCAAAUCUACAAUAGGUACAUUCCUACACUGAAAGGUUAAUAGUGCUCUGAGGGCUUAAGCACAGGCCUAGAGUCAGACUUGCUCUGUAGGCUUAGCCAAAUCACUUUAUCUCUAUGCUCCAGUUUCUCCAUUGGUAAAAGGAGGAGGAUAUCUACUUCACAGGGGAUUGAGCCUCAGUUCUUUCAUGUAAAGUGCUUGUAGAUCCUCCAGUGGAAAGUGCUAUAGAAAGGCAAAGUAUUAUGUAGUUUCUUAGCUGUUUUCUUCAUGGUGCCCAUGAUGUGUGUUAGCCUGAUGUGUGUUGCUGCUACUGUGUACUUUUUGAAUGAAAACAAGCUCCAUGGGAGCUCAAGCCUCUUGCAAAAUCCUUUGUUGCCGAUGACCCUAUUUGCCAGAGCAAACCAAUGUUUUAUAAAACUUAGGAAAAUUUAGACAGAGCGUAGCUGCUUACACCAAAUAAAAAGGGAAACAGUCCGUAAAGUAGACAAAAUUGUUCUUAAAUAGGAAGUGUUCCAUGAGGUCAGCAGCUUUUGUAAACACCAACUAGUGCACUGUAUAAAAGUACCUGAGACCGUGUGUGUUCAGAAUGACUAUUCUCAAUCCAUACCCUGAGAACCACUUUGAUGGCAUUUGUCUUUUUGUAACACUACGCAUUAAAACAAAGAAUACAGUUGUUUGCACAGGUAGCUUGCUAAAAUAUUAUUAUAUGAACCACAUAGGGAGGGGCUAGGCUAAUGCAAAACUAGUUAUAGGCUUUUUGUUGCUUUUUAAAGCCAUUUAUACUCCUUUUAGACUAUUUCUAAUGGUUUUACCUCAAAUCAGAAAAGUGCUUUUACUUCUUACAGGCAGACAAUAAAAUUCUUACAUAGUG
Molecule: messenger RNA, 2144 nt
Organism: Caretta caretta (loggerhead turtle)
Lineage: Eukaryota; Metazoa; Chordata; Testudines; Cheloniidae
Gene: PGRMC1
Product: progesterone receptor membrane component 1
Cellular component (GO): membrane; endomembrane system; endoplasmic reticulum
Source: RefSeq, a predicted model, not a curated record